AUGAAAUAUCAUAGUGUACCAUUAUUAGUGAUUGGACUAGCAAUAUCUACAUUAGAGCUAACUAAAUAGUCUGAAAUCACCUUAAGCAGUGGCAAUAGAUUCCUUGCUGAGUAUAACCCAUUUACAUUCUUUGAAGUCUAUGCAGAAGUGAGACCUGAUCCACCAGCAAUUUCAAAUUAAUAGUCUAGCACUAAUAAUGGCGUGGAAUAGAAGAAAGCAAUAACAGAAUUCUAAAGAAUCUCAGUCAUGAAGGAUGGGAAGAUUAUGUCAGAUUUUGACCCUGAGGCUAAAUCCUAGACAUGUUAGCCUGCUUCUAAAUAGAUGAAAAAUUAUAAAGAUUAACCAAAUAGUUUCACCAAGGAAAAAAUUAUUAGUUAGGACUUUGUGAUUACUGUUCCUAAAGACAAGCAAGCAUUGUUUAGUGACUAACUUCUUUAUAUUAAAGCCUAAUCUUCAAGUAAAUUAGUUAGACCUAAUGUAGGGCCUAGCAGUAUUCAGCUAACAAAAGAUUAAGUAACUUAGGAAUAAAGAUUUGAUGUUAGCUACAGUUGUGAUUAGCUCCUGUAGAAGCAGAAAUAAUACUAUGAUACUUUAUUGGUGACUAUUAGCUCUGGAACUGAUUAAAUCAGUUUUGAUUUUAUUGUAGUAUGUGAUGCCAACUAACUUAGAGGUUUUGAUAUUAACUUCCUUGUUUUAUUUGGAAUUGCAGUCCUAGUAUUAGUGAUUGUUAUUAAAACUCCACCUUUGUAGAUGUUGGGACAAAUGACUUAAGAAGAGUAGGAAUAAACUGAUCUUAAGCUAUCCUCAGCAAUAUUUUUCUUUUGCUCAGCCAGUAUAAUGCUCUUUAUACUUUACUACUUCUUGGAUAGUGUCAGGGGUAUUUUUGAAAUUUUAAUUCUAGUUUCUUGCACUGGUUGUGCUUCUAUAAUUUUAGAAGAGCUGAUGUUUUAGAUUUUCAAGCCAAGAUCGAGCGACUUCUUGAAAAGAGAAGUUAAAUUGCCGUGUCUAGGUGAUGCAUCUAAUGCUUCAAUAAUCGGCACUCUAAUAGGAAUGAUUCUAUCAGGAGCAUGGUAUUUUACUCAUAAUUGGCUAUUAAACAAUCUAUUAGCUGUUAUGCUAGCCUUGACUUUCCUAAAAACCAUUAGACUAACAACUUUAAUGCCAGGAAUGCUCUUAUUAGGCUUACUUUUCUUCUAUGAUAUCUUUUGGGUUUUCUUGAGUCCAUAUUUUACUACUGGUGGCAAAAGUGUUAUGGUAGUAGUUGCUACUGGACUUGAUAUUCCUAUUAAAAUUGUUAUGCCUCAUCUGACCUCAAGUUAUCCAACCACUGCAUGUUCUUUAUUAGGACUUGGAGAUAUAUUGAUUCCAGGAAUAUUCGUUUGCUUUAUGGCCAGAUUUGGAUCGGAAGUUGCAAAGAGUAAUGCUUAUUUCUAUUCAGCUAUAAUUUCAUACAGUAUAGCACUUCUAUGCUGCGGAGUAAGUCUUUGGGUAUUCAAAGCUGCUCAACCUGCACUAUUAUACAUUGUCCCAGCACUCUAUAUUGCUGUACUAUCAACUGGAUAUGCAAGAGGAGAAAUUCAUAAAUUAAAAGAAGGACUUCCUAAAAUUGAAACCGCUUAAUUAAAUAUUGAGAGAGAUAGAUAUGAAGGAAUAGACAUUGAAGACAACAAAAAGUCAAGAGGUGACUUUGAAAUGACCUCAGUCUCAAGAAGAAAUUGA
This is a messenger RNA of Stylonychia lemnae, 1719 nucleotides long. Lineage: Eukaryota; Ciliophora; Spirotrichea; Sporadotrichida; Oxytrichidae. The record is from the annotation of a GenBank genome assembly.